Messenger RNA from Striga asiatica, 882 nucleotides. NCBI's taxonomy places the organism in Eukaryota, Viridiplantae, Streptophyta, Magnoliopsida, Lamiales, Orobanchaceae. The record is from the annotation of a GenBank genome assembly.
CUGUUUUUUUUUUUCGCUCUUUCUCACAGCAGAAGAAACAUCAGCAUGAGUCGCAAAGCAGAAUCAUCUGAUUCCAAAGGUGGAAAGAAGGACUUCUCGACAGCGAUUCUGGAGAGGAAAAAGGCUGCUAAUCGCCUGAUCAUCGAUGAGGCAGUUAACGAUGACAACUCCGCUGUCUUCCUCCAUCCCGCCACCAUGGAAAAGCUCCAGCUUUUCGGUGGUGACACUAUCUUGAUCAAGGGGAAGAAAAGAAAGGAUACAGUAUGCAUUGCCUUUGCUGACGAGACUUUGGAAGAGCCAAAGAUUCGAAUGAAUAAGGUCGUCCGAGCAAACCUAAGGGUUCGUCUUGGUGACGUUGUAUCUGUACACCAGUGCCCGGAUGUGAAAAACGGAACCCGCGUUCACAUAUUACCCCUGGAUGACACAAUCGAAGGACUCACCGGGAAUCUCUUUGAUGCGUACUUGAAACCUUACUUCCUGGAAGCAUACCGCCCAGUUAGGAAAGGGGACCAUUUUCUUGUGAGGGGCAGCAUGAGAAGUGUAGAAUUUAAGGUCAUCGAGACUGACCCCAGCGAGUACUGUGUUGUAGCUCCCGAUACUGAGAUCUUUUGUGAGGGAGAUCCCGUGAGGAGAGAAGACGAGGAUAGGCUUGAUGAGGUUGGGUAUGAUGAUGUGGGUGGAGUUAGGAAGCAGAUGGCCCAGAUUCGGGAAUUGGUCGAGCUUCCCCUUAGGCACCCCCAACUUUUCAAGUCCAUUGGCGUCAAACCUCCCAAGGGAAUCUUGCUUUACGGGCCACCUGGCACUGGAAAGACUUUAAUCGCGAGGGCCGUUGCAAACGAGACGGGUGCAUUUUUCUUUUUGAUCAACGGUCCUGAAAUCAUG